This is a messenger RNA of Lichtheimia ornata, 2205 nucleotides long. RefSeq lists its product as uncharacterized. The transcript has 16 exons. NCBI's taxonomy places the organism in Eukaryota, Fungi, Mucoromycota, Mucoromycetes, Mucorales, Lichtheimiaceae. Gene Ontology annotation, cellular component: cytoplasm; nucleus. Gene Ontology annotation, biological process: tRNA methylation. The coding region runs from base 1 to 2205 and encodes 734 amino acids. Gene Ontology annotation, molecular function: tRNA binding; tRNA (cytidine-N5)-methyltransferase activity. The record is from RefSeq and is a predicted model, not a curated record.
AUGGCUCGAUUCAGCAGAAAAAGAAGACGCCAAGCGCGAUCAGCUACUACUGAGCAACCUGACGGCUCUACGCAAUCAGCCAUUCGACCUGGCGACAACCGAGUUACUAUCAAGGAGAAUGAAAAGUUCAAAAACUACUACAAGAGCCAAGGCAUCUUGUCCGAUGAAGAGUUUGACCAAUUUUACUCGUCCUUGCAAAUGCGACUCCCGAGUACCUUUCGUAUCACCGGCACGAGAAGCCAUGCUCGUCAAAUCCAGCAAUUGAUUGAACAAGUCUAUGUCCCUGCCAUGAAAGAUGUCACUAUCGAUGGUGUCCAAAUGGAACCCCCCAAACCGCUCCCAUGGUAUCCGGAAGGUCUCGGCUGGCAAGUGCACGCUCCACGUCUUGUAAUCAAACGUUCUCCCGAAUUUUCAAAGUUCCACAAGUUCAUCGUCACCGAGACUGAAGUGGGCAACAUCAGCCGUCAAGAAGCUGUCAGCAUGAUUCCACCUUUGUUAAUGGACAUUCAACCUCAUCAAUGGGUCUUGGAUAUGUGUGCUGCACCAGGUUCCAAAACAGCACAAAUUAUCGAAGCUGUGCAUGCCAAUGACAAGUUGAACGAGAUGCCAGCCGGUCUCGUCAUUGCCAAUGAUGCGGAUUACAAGCGUAGCCAUCUUCUUGUGCAUCAAUCAAAACGUUUACAAUCCCCCUGUUUUCUUGCCACCAACCACGACGGUGCUUAUUUCCCAAACAUACGGCUUACCAAAGGCGGAUCACCAAUUAGAUUUGACCGUGUCUUGUGCGAUGUCCCUUGCAGUGGCGAUGGCACCAUGAGAAAAAACGAUAGGAUAUGGGCUGAAUGGGGACAAGGUGCUGCUUUGGCUCUUCACAAUGUCCAAGUGCAAAUUUUUUUGCGGGGUGCCCAGUUGACAAAGGUUGGAGGCCGCAUUGUCUAUUCAACAUGCUCUUUCAAUCCAGUGGAAAAUGAAGCAGUGGUAGCUGAAGUAUUACGCCGUGCAAAUGGCGCAUUGAUAUUGAAAGAUGUCUCGGACCAGUUGCCGGAACUCAAACGUAAACCAGGUCUCACGUCAUGGAAGGUGAUGACCAAAGAUGGACAAUAUUUGGAUUCGGUGGAUGAUAUUCAAGAUGAAGCUCAACGUAAACGAUUCCCAACAUCGCUAUUUCCACCCGUGAAUGAUGGAGAUUCGUUGCAUUUGGAAAGAUGUCUUCGUAUCUACCCCCAUUUGCAGGAUACCGGAGGAUUUUUCGUUGCGGUGUUUGACAAGGUGAAGCCUAUGUCCAGUGCGGAGGAGCGGAUGCAUAACAUGUCAACCCCGGCACCACAAUCUCAUGUUGAAGAGGGUGCUGAACAACAAAAAGAGGACGGCGAUUUGGAUGACGAUACAACUGCUGUGGUACCAAGCAAGCGAUCUGCGAAUGAUGAUUCCGAGGACCCAAGCACUCAAUCAGCAUCUACCAUCAAAAAGAGCAACGAUGUCCCAUUCGAUCUAAUGCAACCAGAUAAUGCAGAGAUUGUAGAUAUCAGCAACUUUUAUGGUCUAGGCCCUGAUUUCCCAAGGGAUCAAUUCUUGAUACGUUCUGAAGGCAAAGAUAAGACCAAGACCAUCUACUUCAUAUCAUCUGCUGUGCGUCAGCUGUUGGGCUCCCCUGAAGUGGUUCGUCGUCUCAACAUUGUUAUGACGGGCGUGCGUAUGUUUGUACGACGCAUGGAUGGCCAAAUGGAUGAGAAUGCUGGCAAGACACCCUAUCGCUUAACAUGGGAAGGCUUGACAUUGGUGGAUGAUAUUGUCAAUGAUCGUCGCAGAGUGCGCUUACAAUCGCUUGGCGAGCUAAGAACAUUGCUUACAGAAGCAUAUCCCAAGAUUGAACAAUUCGAGCCCCCGACAAUUGCAAGAUUGGAAGCAAUGGAGCUUGGGGGUUGUAUCUUUGAUUAUGAUACCAAAGCUACGAUCGACGCUAAUGUGGACCAUGACCGGCCGCAAGUGACAGCAGCAGUGGUUCCUAUGUCUCUUCCAGUAUGGCGGGGUAGAGUGUCGCUGAGUCUACUAUUGAAUAAGCAGGAUAAACGAGCAUUGUGUCAAAGGAUCUUUGGUGUGAUUCCCGAAGGCACGCCUGAACAUCUCAAGGAAAAAUCAGCAGCCAAUAAUCAACAGCUCAGGGCUACAAGCACAUCCGCGGAUGCCUUGUUGGUAGCGGACGAAUGA